Molecule: messenger RNA, 607 nt
Organism: Zonotrichia leucophrys gambelii
Lineage: Eukaryota; Metazoa; Chordata; Aves; Passeriformes; Passerellidae
Product: cytochrome c oxidase subunit 5B, mitochondrial
Exons: 4
Coding region: 65-445 (126 amino acids)
Biological process (GO): mitochondrial electron transport, cytochrome c to oxygen
Cellular component (GO): mitochondrial envelope
Source: RefSeq, a predicted model, not a curated record
CGCCGUCCCGCCCAACGUCACUUCCGCUUCCGCCCGCGCCGGAAGUGCCGCCAGUCUCGCCGCCAUGGCCUCAAGGUUACUGCGGGUGAGCGCGGCCCUGCGGCUCCUGCCCGCGGCCUCGGCCCGCGCCGCGCCCGCCCGCCAGCUCGGCGUGCCCGGAAACCUGGCCAGCGAUGAGGAGCAGGCGACCGGCUUGGAGCGGAAGGUGAUGGAGGCCACGAACAAGGGGCUGGACCCGUACAGCAUGUUCCGGCCCAAGCGCUACGCGGGCACCAAGCAGGAUCCCAACCUCGUGCCCUCUGUGUCCAGCAAGCGCAUCGUGGGCUGCGUCUGUGAGGAGGACAGCAGCUACGUGGUUUGGUUCUGGCUGCACAAGGGCGAGCCCCAGCGCUGCCCCUCCUGCGGCGCCCACUACAAACUGAUCCCCCACGAGCUGCCCCACUGAGGGGCCCCCAAAUCCCCCCACACUGCUUCCCCACUGAGGGCUGGGGGACCCCCAAAUCCCCCCAAACUGAGCUGCCCCACCGAGGGGCUGGGGUCCCCCUGCCUCCCCUCCUGGGGCUCUGUUGGACCUCCCAAUUCCCCCCAUAAAGAGUUUGUGUGGAGA